AUGCAUCUCAAAACCAUCAUCGUCGCGGCCGUUCUGGCUUCGGUAGAAACGUUGGCGAUGCCAUCUGACGCCGAUCAGAUGGCAAAGCGCCAGUUCGCACAAGCCGCAAUGAUGCGCUUCGAAUGUUCAAAGCUUGUCAUCGAGCGUAUUGAUCCUUUAGUACAGCCAGGAAUCACACCGUCUGCUCAUGUCCACCAGAUAGCUGGCGGAAACUCUUUCGAUGCGACUAUGACACCUGUGACUUUCGAUCCAGCUAAGGCCUCGACAUGCACGAGCUGUACUUUCUCAGAGGAUUUUUCGAAUUACUGGACGGCGAGUUUGUAUUUCAAGGCGCGCAAUGGAACAUAUAAGCGAGUUCCUCAAAUGACGAAUUUGGGCUUGAGAGGGAAGAAUGGGGGCUUGACUGUCUAUUAUAUUCCUCCGUAUGAUGGAAAGACGAAAGUUACUGCUUUUAAACCGGGUUUCCGCAUGGUGGUUGGAGAUCCUAUGCUUCGGUCUUCCAAAGGACAGCAAAAGCAGCUUUGCCAUAGAUGCUAUAGCAAUAUCGAACAGGAUCCAUUUGGCGGAGCUCCCUGUACUGGCAAUGAUACAGCUUCUCUUCCAACGCAGAUGUGUGGUGGCGGAAUUCGAGCAACCAUUACCUUCCCAACAUGUUGGGAUGGGAAGAAUCUUGACAGUCCAGACCACCGGUCCCAUAUAUCUUAUCCGAGCAGUGGUUCUUUUGAGUCUACUGGCCCAUGUCCCGCAGCAUUUCCCAUCAGAUUACCGCAAGUAAUGUACGAAAUCAUGUGGGACACACGGGAAUUCAAUGACAAGGAACUGUGGCCAGUUGAUGGAUCAAAUCCAUUUGUGUAUAGUAUGGGCGAUACGACUGGCUAUGGCUGGCACGGCGAUUACCUUUUUGGUUGGAAGGACGACUUGUUGCAAAAGGCCUUGGAUGCAAGAUGUACGGGUGAUACAUGCAAAGUGCUUGCAACCCAGAGUGCAGAGGCUGCGAAUCUGUGUAUGAAGGAACAGCAAGUGCAAGAGGAUACUGAAGGAUGUGAGUCACCCCCAGCUAUUUGCCCGAAUAACCAAGUUUUGCUUAUCUAA
Messenger RNA from Glarea lozoyensis ATCC 20868, 1092 nucleotides. RefSeq lists its product as uncharacterized. The record is from RefSeq and is a predicted model, not a curated record. NCBI's taxonomy places the organism in Eukaryota, Fungi, Ascomycota, Leotiomycetes, Helotiales, Helotiaceae. The transcript has 5 exons. Bases 1 to 1092 code for a protein of 363 amino acids.